Impatiens glandulifera is the source of this 2825-nucleotide messenger RNA. Its product is annotated as pentatricopeptide repeat-containing protein At3g04130, mitochondrial-like. NCBI's taxonomy places the organism in Eukaryota, Viridiplantae, Streptophyta, Magnoliopsida, Ericales, Balsaminaceae. The transcript is spliced from 2 exons. Bases 260 to 1807 code for a protein of 515 amino acids. Gene Ontology annotation, molecular function: protein binding. The record is from RefSeq and is a predicted model, not a curated record.
UAAGAAAAACAAACUCUCGCUAGCUCCUCCAUGAUGACAGUUACUGGUAUAUAGAUGGCGAUCAGAGACAGAUGAACUCAAGCUUGUUGCGGAUGACUGAUGAUUUUCGUGCGAUUGAUUGCGAUUUUCCACCAGCGAAGAAUGAGAAGGCAAGGCACACGCUGCCUUCUCCAUUCUCUUUCAGAUCCUUCCGCAAGAUCGACUAACCGGAGCCUUCUAUUGACAGAUUCAAUCGCAACUGGAAAUUGAUGGAGAAACUAUGCUUUCAGCUCAAACGAUUCUGAUUCCGAAAGCUUCGUCGCGACUUACUCUUCUCGGUGGUCUCCAAAAAUCGUCUAUUUUUAUGGCUCUCCAUGCUCGUAAUCGUUGUUUGAGGAAAUUCAUUGUGAGUAGCUUUCGACCGACUUCUAUGUUUCACCAUGAUGCCUCAUCAAAUUCUUCUGAUAGAUUCAUACUGAACAAAAUCAUGACAAAAUCUCUUCCAACAAAUAGUGUUGAUGAAAUAUUUAAAUCCCUCAGCCACGAUCAAACUUGCAAAUCACUCCCAAUAUCUGAUCAUGUUAUGGAUACUAUACUUUAUAGAUACAGAGAUGAUUGGAAGUCUGCAUUAGGCAUUUUUAAAUGGGUGAGGUCUCUUCCACAUUACAAACCUUCCCAGAAACUGUAUGAUAUUAUGAUUGAUAUAUUAGGUAAAGCAAAAUCAUUCGAUAGUAUGAAGGAACUAUUAGAGGAAAUGCGGCAAGACAAUAAUGUCACCCUACACACGAUAGCUAAGGUUAUGAGAAGGUUGUCUGGUGCAGGAAAGUGGGAAGAUGCAGUCAAGGUGUUUGACGAAUUGACAACUUUUGGAUUGGAAAAGAAUACAGAAUCCAUGAAUCUAUUGCUCGACACUCUCUGCAAAGAGGAGAGAAUCGAUGAAGCUCGUUCGGUUUUCCUUCAACUCAAACCGAACAUCGUUCCAAAUGCUUACACGUUCAACAUCUUCAUUCACGGCUGGUGCAAGGUGAAUCGUGUGGAUGAGGCUCAUUGGACGAUCCAAGAGAUGAAAGGAUACGGUUAUCCCCCUUGUGUAAUCAGCUACUCGAUAAUCAUCCAAUCGUAUUGUCUUAUAAAAAACUUCUAUAAAGCCUACGAAACCCUAAAAGAGAUGAAAGACCAAGGCUGCCCGCCGAACAUCAUCACAUACACAACAAUCAUGAGUCUUUUGGUAAAAUCGGAGGAGUACGAAGAAGCCUUAAGAAUAGCAGACGAAGCUAGAAGAACAGAUGAAUGCAAACCGGACACACUCUUCUACAACGUAUUGAUAAUCGCUCUAGGGAAAGCAAACCGACUGGAAGAAGCUGUUAAUGUUUUCAAGGUAGAGAUGAUGAAAACGAAGGCUAAGCCGAGUACAUCAACCUUCAAUUCAAUGAUUAUGAUCUUUUGCCAUAAUAAACUCGAAGAGAAGGCUCUGGAAGUCCUCGGGGAAUUGGAGGAUUCGGCUUUUUGUAGACCGGAUGCUCAAUCGUUCUAUCCAUUGAUAAAAUUGUGCCUUAGAAAUAGGAAGUUGGAUUUGUUGAGGAUUUUGUUGGAUAAGAUGGUUAACAAGCAUCUUAUCGGAUUUAACCUAGCGACGUAUACUCUUCUGAUACACGGGCUUUGUAGGGCGGAUGAGUGUGAAUGGGCUUAUCAACUGUUUGAGGAGAUGAUUAGCAAAGACAUAAUGCCUUCACAACUUACUUUCCAAUUUCUUUUGGAUGAAAUAAAGCAACGAACGCACAUGUAUGAUGCAGCUGAGAGGAUAGAAGUCUUCAUGAAGCAAAAGUGAUAGCUUUUGAGGUAAAGAAGAGAAACUGAGUGAACAUGAAGAUAAAAUCCCGUGUCAAUGGAAUCCUCCCAAGAUUCCAGUCAGCGACGUCUAUGAAAGAAGAUGGAUGUUUGAUGUCUUUUCCAGAUAUAAGUUAAAAAAGGUGUCGAAAACAGUGGCCAUCCAAGGUGGUUAUUCUGACCUUCAAUUACUCAAUAAAGGAGAAAUCUUGGGCCAUAUAUUGCACAAGUACACUGAGCUUCACAUAGGAAUGGUUCAGGUAGCAGUCAAUCCCCUUUACUAUACAAGGCCUGAAUUGCUCUGUUUUUGUUUGUCUCCGCGAUGGUAGUGUGUUAUCAUUUGGGGACUCUCGGUUAGAAGUUGUCAAGACAUCUCUCAGCAACGGUCCCAUAUAUUUCGUUAACCAUCCGGGUAAAAAGGUUUCAUUGGAGGUCAGCACAACAAACAUCCUAGACAAAUUAACCUUGAACAUCAGAACGACUGGACUCCCUAAGGAGGGCGGUCAGGGACAUUUAGUGGUUGUUUAUAGGAUUUUCUAUAAGGUAUUGGUCGGGUGCCAAUCAAAGUCUAAAAAGGUUUCUAAACAAGGUGGAACCAUUUUUGUGGAAUCCAACUUUUUGAGGCAUGACAAGGUUGGUUCUGAUUGUACAAGUUAUCAACUGGAGUUCUUUAUUGUAUCCAAACAAAUGGAUCACAUAUGAGGAUGCUGGUGGCAGUGGAAGCGGGCGAAAAACUUGGUGAACAAAACGGGGCUUGCUCUUCUUCGACCAAGAAUUGUUUAACUCGGCGGCUCACAGGGCGGUCUGAUGUGGCUCCAGAGUGAACCAGUGGAUCUUUUUCCAUGACUUUGCUGAAUGGUCAAAAUGGGGAAUAUAAGUCCUCUCAUAGGGACUAAUGGAGAGAUUAGGAGGAAUUGUAGGGUGGUUAAUUAAUUAAUUAUGUUUGCCGUUUAAAUUAAAUUAUUUAAAAAAAAAAAAUCUAUACUCAUAAUUAUUAUCUUAUUAAUUAAUUUGAAAUA